Spea bombifrons (plains spadefoot toad) is the source of this 1801-nucleotide messenger RNA. Its product is annotated as cytochrome P450 26A1. The transcript is spliced from 7 exons. The coding region runs from base 67 to 1545 and encodes 492 amino acids. Gene Ontology annotation, biological process: sterol metabolic process. The record is from RefSeq and is a predicted model, not a curated record. Gene Ontology annotation, molecular function: heme binding; iron ion binding; monooxygenase activity. Lineage: Eukaryota; Metazoa; Chordata; Amphibia; Anura; Pelobatidae.
AAGGGCUGACAUGGGGACAGGAUGACUAUUUAGGGUUUCGUGCUCCAGGUGCAGGAUAGGCUGCUGAUGGAUCUCUAUACACUGCUCAUUAGUGCUCUGUGCACCCUGUUGCUCCCAGUCCUCCUCUUUCUCACUGCUGUCAAGUUAUGGGACCUUUACUGUGUGAGCCAGAGGGACACAACGUGUGGAGCCCCUCUACCCCCUGGAACCAUGGGGCUUCCAUUCUUCGGAGAGACUCUUCAAAUGGUCCUACAAAGAAAAAAGUUUCUCCAGGCCAAGCGCAGAACUUAUGGACGCAUCUAUAAGACCCAUCUGUUCGGGACCCCCACAGUGAGGGUAAUGGGGGCUGAUAAUGUCCGACAGAUCCUCCUUGGAGAACACAAACUGGUGUCUGUCCAGUGGCCGGCGUCUGUCCGCACUAUCCUCGGGUCCAGGUGUCUGUCCAACCUCCAUAACUCCCAGCACAAGGAGAUGAAAAAGGUUAUCAUGCAAGCCUUCUCCAGGGAAGCCAUGGAAAACUACGUGCCGGUGAUAGAGGAGGAGAUGAGGAGCGCGAUGGGCGGGUGGCUGCAGGACGGCUCCUGCGUGCUCCUUUACCCCGCUGUCAAGCGCCUGAUGUUCCGUAUCGCCAUGAGGGUCUUGCUGGGCUUUGAGACCCAGCAGAUGGAAGACACCGAGGAGCAGCCCAUGAUAGAAGCCUUCGAGGAAAUGAUCCGCAACCUCUUCUCUCUGCCCAUUGACAUUCCCUUCAGCGGCCUCUACAGGGGUCUGCGGGCUCGGAAUAUAAUUCAUGCCAAAAUUGAGCAGAACAUCAAAGAGAAGCUCAACAAGGAGCCGGAAAGAUCUUGGAAAGAUGCACUCCAGCUCCUGAUAGAUCACAGCCAGCGGAAGGGAGAACCCAUUGACUUGCAGGCAUUAAAAGAAUCUGCAACAGAGCUCUUGUUCGGGGGCCACGGAACCACGGCCAGCGCGGCCACCUCCCUGAUCACCUUCCUUGCUCUAAACAAUGGAGUUGUGCAGAAAGUCAGAGCGGAGCUCCAGGCAAAGGGACUUUUAUCCACCAAACCCGACGAAAGAAAAGACUUGUCCAUUGAAAUAUUGCAACAGCUUCAGUACACGGACUGCGUCUUAAAAGAGACCCUUCGGCUGAACCCACCGGUCCCUGGGGGAUUCCGAGUUGCCCUCAAGACCUUUACUUUAAAUGGCUAUCAGAUUCCAAAAGGCUGGAACGUCAUCUACAGCAUCGCCGACACUCACGACGAAGCCGACAUCUUCCCGAACAAAGACGAGUUCAACCCCGACCGCUUCCUAACGCCUUUCCCCCAGGACUCCUCCAGAUUCAACUUCAUACCCUUCGGCGGGGGCGUCCGGACUUGCGUGGGCAAAGAGUUCGCCAAAAUCCUUCUGAAGAUCUUCAUCGUCGAGCUUUGCCGAAAUUGCGACUGGGAGCUUUUAAAUGGGACUCCUGCCAUGAAAACCAGUCCCAUCGUGUACCCCAUGGAUGACCUUCCUACCACCUUCAGACCCUUUAAUGGUGCAAUCUAAGCAUUUUCUAGAUGUAAAAAGUAUAUAUCUGACUUUAUAACAUUUUCCGUUUUAUAUUUAACUUGUACAGUGCUUUAGUUUAUUUUUAUUUAUAAAUAUUUCCCUUGUAAAGUGAAUACCAUUGUUCUUGUAGAAAAUAUUAUAUUUAAAUCUCGCUUCGGACUGGUAUUAUUGGGUAUUUACGUGAUUAAAAGUAAUAUUAAAAUGUAUAUAUUGUAAAUAUGCUUUUCGUGUAUCAUAUAUUAAACGAUUUUAA